CAUCAACAAUGGUUGUUGUUUCUGUACUCAACUUUCUGUUCUUAGCCACAUUUUGCAAAGGGGCCAAAGUGCUUGUCGUUAUACCGACUCCGGCUUUCAGCCAUGCAACCUUUGCCAGUGUCCUAUACGAAGAAUUGGCACAUAGAGGACACGAAGUCACUGCCUUCACCGGAUAUCCAUCCGAUACAAAGCAUGCUAACCUGAAAGAGAUCGAACUAUCUAAGCCCAUCACCAUAGAAACGGACAUCACCGAAGCCCUAAAUGCGAACAGCGUCCUCAUGAACUUCUAUUUGCAAUGGAAGUUCCUGCAGGCCUGCGACAAAGUCUACACGAAUAAAGAGAUGCAGAAGUUACUGCUGAACGGUACAUUCGACUUAGUGAUGAUCGAGUGGAACGUCGUGCCGUGUUUUUCCAUCUUGGCCGAACACUUCAAGGCGCCUCUAAUUGGGAUUCGUUCGUUGGGAUUGAGAUUGGAAGGUUACGAUUACAUCGCGAAUCCCACAAAUCCUUCCUACAUUAGUAUAGCUUACAAUAGGCAUACGGAGAGUUUCUGGGGACGGCUGAACGAUCUGCUCUUUUCGAUUUACUGGAGAUUGCAACAUAACCUCGUGACCAUACCAAAAGCUCAACAAUUGGUCCAAAAAUAUUUCCCUUCGUAUACGGGCAGCGUCGUCGAAAGCGAAAAGAAAGUCGCAUUGAUUUUCACCAAUACGCAUUACGUGAUCAACGGAGUUAGACCGAAUGUCCCAGCCAUAGUCGAGCUUGGUUUACUUCACGUCGGACAAAAGAAGAAACCCUUGACAGAGGAUUUGAAUACGUUUCUGAAUGAAAAUCCGUAUGGCUUCGUUUUCUUCAAUUUAGGAACAUUGAUUAAAACGAAGUUUUUGGAUUCGAGGAUUUUCCAACACUUUGGUAAGCUGCCAUUUAAUUUCCUUAUAAAAUUGGAUUCGUCGUUGGAUAAUUUACCGAGAAACGUGAAAAUGGAUAAAUGGUUUCAGAACGAGGCCAUUCUAACACAUCCAAAUAUUAAAUUGUUUAUUACGCACGGAGGACUGCUCUCUUUGCAAGAGGCCAUUUACCAUGAAGUUCCCAUGAUCGUGAUUCCAUUCCUCUUCGAUCAGCCAUACAAUGCGUACAGGAUGGAAGAAUUGGGAAUUGGAAAGACCAUACAAUACCGUGAUGUGGGAGGCCCCAACUUUUUAGAUGCCAUCUUAAAUGUUACAGCGGAUACAACAUAUAAAGUUAAUAUAAAAUACGUAUCUAAACUGGUUAAAGACCAUAUGUUAUCUCCUAAAGACAAAGCUAUUUGGUGGGUCGAAUACGUUUUGAGGCACAGAGGAGCUCCUUACAUAAAAAGCAAAGCCGUCCACAUGAAUUGGUUUACCUACUUAUUACUAGAUGUUGUUUUCUUUUUAAUUGUAAUUAUUUAUUUGAUCUGUUUCUUAGCCAACAAAUUUUUCACAACCAUAAAGAAAAUAAAAACUGAGUGA
Messenger RNA from Nicrophorus vespilloides, 1490 nucleotides. RefSeq names its product UDP-glucuronosyltransferase 2B10-like. The record is from RefSeq and is a predicted model, not a curated record. Gene Ontology annotation, molecular function: UDP-glycosyltransferase activity. The transcript has 4 exons. The coding region runs from base 9 to 1490 and encodes 493 amino acids. Lineage: Eukaryota; Metazoa; Arthropoda; Insecta; Coleoptera; Silphidae.